AUGGCUUUACCCUUACCUCCCGGCUUGACGCCAAUGGAGGUUGCUUUUCUAUGUGAAAUGGAAAUGGUUACAGUCGUUCCUCGACAACGACUCGAGAGCCUCGAUUUAUUAGGUGGCAAGACAUCUGCUCUACGACCACCACAUCGUGCCCCUAUACCCUUAUGGCUUGCUCUCCUCCUCAAGCGACAACGCCGUGCGAAUAUUUUACCUCCACCAUGGCUUCAUCCUCAAUCUCUCGAUAGAAUUCUCAAAAUCGAAACCGAUAACCCCGAAGGCUUCUCUCCUCCUCCUCCUCUCGAUCCUCGCACACCGUCCACAAUAUCCCCGCCAUUCCUCUCAUCCAAUACCGUAGACUCGUUACAAGAGUAUCUGCCAUAUCAUUGGAUUGAUAUGGGCGAAAUAUUGCUUGAAGCGGCGAGCGACGAUAUACAGGAUCCAGAUAGAGUUCGGGAAUUACUUAGGGAUCUACGGGAAGUGAGAAUGGCAAAAAUGAGAAGUAGUACAUUGGCAGUAGAAGGAGGUGGGCUGACCAGUCUGCAAGGCGUUGGUGCGAUGGAGGUCAGUGAAGGACGAGGAUUUAUUACAGGCGUUAUGGAUGGGUUGCGAAAACUAGGAGCUUCUAGGGAAGUUUCCAGGCGAGAAAAAGAACAAGAAGGUGCUGGAGGUCGAGGUGAUGGGGACAGUGAGGAUGAAGAUAUGGAGUUAUGA
Sclerotinia borealis F-4128 is the source of this 708-nucleotide messenger RNA. The record is from the annotation of a GenBank genome assembly. NCBI's taxonomy places the organism in Eukaryota, Fungi, Ascomycota, Leotiomycetes, Helotiales, Sclerotiniaceae.